AUUACGAGUACAUACACCCAGAGGUGAAGCGCCUCUGGCUCCUUUCCACUACCGCCGGCCAAUCCAACUUCGCAACCUUGGCGGCUGCCUCUUCUCUGCGCCUUUGCUUCUCCCACACGCCUCUCCAGGUUCAUUCUGCCUCCUGCAAUACUGCAACAGUUCGCUGUCCGCCAUGCCUGCGCCGUUGGCCAAAGGUAUCAUAAUCGCCGCCUCAGUCGUGGUGGCUGUCGGCAUUGCCCUAUACGAAUCUCCACAGGUCCGACAGUGGGUCGAUCAAUCACGUCGUAAAAUAGCCCUCGCUCUACACAGCCUCGGAGAUGAGAUACAACCCCGAAGACCAUCAGAGUGCAGUGAGGACUAUGAAGUCCGGAGGCAAGAUUUCAUACGCCGAAGGAGACUCGAGCUGAUAAGGAGGGCGCGAGAGGAGGGAGUUGCGGUCGACUUGGACGAGUUGGCCAGAAUUGGACAAGACGACGUUGAGAUGGCGGCACGGAGAGAGCGACGUCGGCCGACCGCCAGUCAGAAAUCGUUCGAUGACCUAGUCGGUCGGGACGGGAGAUUGAAAACGGAUGACAGGAUUGUGGAGAAAGCGACCGGCACCGAUAUCCCUAGUAGUGGCACCGUUCGGAAGCGAGGCAUCUCAGGGUUUGCUGCUGGCUCUGCUGCUGCUGCCGGGAACCCUUUUUCGGAUGACCAAGUUCUCUUUGACCAAGACGAAGAGGAAGCUCCUGCUCCGAAACCAUUUACCUACACCGAGUCGGGAGGGAGCUCGUUGAAUGUCCAAGUUGAUCUGCCAACCUACCAGGCCGGUGAACUCAUCGACCUUGAUCCGUUAGCUGCCAUUGCGGAUUCUCAGAACGUCCAGGCUGAUCAUUCGCAUACCGGUAAUGCCACACAGUCAUUCUAUUCCUUACAGAGUUCAAACUCUCUGUCGGGUUCCGCGCAGCUUGGGCUUCCGACGGAAGAUGAGAGGUCGGAGAUCGACAGUGUGUCUGCUGGGACUCUCACGCCACGCUCAGACCGAUCAGCGUUUACCGGUGUAUCGGUGGUUGGAAGCCAGGCUGAUGACAUCGCCAUCCUCUCUCAACACCAAGACACUGAUCACGACCCCUUCUCUGAAACCUUCUCUGAAGCUGGGUUUACGGAUACCGGAUUCAGCGAAGCCGGAUUCAGCGAGGUGGGCAGUCAGGCGGGUGUAGGGAUGACGACGCCGUCUAGCUGGACAGAUGUAGGCAGUGACGAUGAGAGCGAAUGGGGUGGGCCUGGCCACAAUGGCCAUGUUCAUCAGUAAUGGUCGAGCAGCGUUGCUCCAUCUUGUUUGUUUCGGGUUGAUCUGCUUGGGUUAUGUAUACAAGGAGGUACAGGUUUCAACGGCUAGGCGCACUGGAGUCGUGGUUCGGAAUCGAUUCUAUUGUAUUCUUGUCACGGGAGAGCCAGGUUUCCUGACCCGCAUUCUGUUCUGCUCUUAUCAUGGGCUUCAAAUGGCUUCGUGGCGGGUGCGAUUCGGUCACAAGCAGAAUGCCGAGC
Molecule: messenger RNA, 1527 nt
Organism: Westerdykella ornata
Lineage: Eukaryota; Fungi; Ascomycota; Dothideomycetes; Pleosporales; Sporormiaceae
Exons: 2
Coding region: 173-1291 (372 amino acids)
Source: RefSeq, a predicted model, not a curated record